CACGUGACCUCUGUUCACGUGUCUCCCCAGCCGGCUGGGACAUGAGGUACCGUGGAGUCCGAGCGGCUCAGCUCGCCUCUAUUUGCUGACCAGCACAAAACAGCUCAAACUCAUCACUCUGCUGACGGCGGACCUUUAGCAAAGAGAAAAGAAGAAAUUGGGGCCAGAGAGAGAGAAGUGAGGAGAAUCAGAUCCCAGGCGUUUGGGGAGAAGGAGCUGUAAGGAGCAGCACCCCCUCCACCGUAGCCCUUAUCAGGUGGGAACAGCAGGCUGAGAAGAGCCAGAGCCCACAGGCCUCCUGGGAGAACAGCUCUGAACAGGGGAUGUGGUGGUGAGGCAGAAUCUGCAGACCCGGCCGGAAGAGGGCUGUCAGGACUAUGGCCCAGGUCAGCAUCAACAGUGACCUUGGCGAGUGGGGCUUCAGCACGGAUGCUGGGGAGCGGGCCCGUCUGCUGCAGAGUCCCUGUGUGGACUCGGACCCGAAGAGUGAGGGGGAGGCCUCUCCUGAAAGUCUGAGCAGAGGCACCACGUCCUCGUUUGGGGCCAUCUUCAUUGUAGUCAACGCCUGCCUGGGGGCAGGACUGCUCAACUUCCCAGCAGCCUUCAGCACCGCCGGGGGCGUGGCCGCGGGAGUCACCCUGCAGAUGGGCAUGCUGGUUUUCAUCAUCAGCGGCCUCGUCAUCCUCGCCUACUGCUCCCAGGCCAGCAACGAGCGGACCUAUCAGGAGGUGGUGUGGGCUGUGUGUGGCAAGCUGACGGGCGUGCUGUGCGAGGUGUCCAUUGCCAUCUACACCUUCGGCACCUGCAUCGCCUUCCUCAUCAUCAUUGGGGACCAGCAGGACAAAAUUAUAGCUGUGUUGGCAAAGGAGCCUGAGGGGGCCGGUGGCAGCCCCUGGUACACGGACCGCAAGUUUACCAUCAGCCUCACGGCCUUCCUCUUCAUCCUGCCCCUCUCCAUCCCCAGGGAGAUCGGCUUCCAGAAGUAUGCCAGCUUCCUGAGCGUCGUGGGCACCUGGUACGUCACUGCCAUCGUUAUCAUCAAGUACAUCUGGCCGGAUAAGGAGAUGACCCCGGGGGACAUCCUGACCAGGCCAGCUUCCUGGAUGGCCGUGUUCAAUGCCAUGCCCACCAUCUGCUUUGGAUUUCAGUGCCACGUGAGCAGCGUGCCCAUCUUCAACAGCAUGCGGCAGCCCGAGGUGAAGACCUGGGGCGGGGUGGUGACGGCCGCCAUGGUCAUAGCCCUCGCCGUGUACAUGGGCACAGGCGACCCCUGUGAAAGGGUCGUUCGACCCCGAAAGGGGUCGAGACCCACAGGUUGAGAACCGCUGGUCAAGUAGGAGAGAGUCUAUCGAGAGAAAAGCAGGAAUCCGGGAUUUCAGACAGUUGAGGGCCACAGUGAAACGGGACAUGUGAGUGGGACUGGGAGGGGCGCCUUUGGGGGAUGGUUCACAGAAGGCUUCUCUCUGAGGGGGUGCAUUCGGGGAGGCCCACAUGAUGAGACAGAGUCAGAGUCAGAAGGGGCAGAGGAAGAGCAUUCCAGGCAGAGGAACCAGAACCUGCCGAGUCCCUGAGCAGGGACCGAAGAAAGGUGUGUGUGGCUGGGGUGGAGCCAGGUGGGGUGGGCGACAGGGCCAGGUCCCCUGGGGCCUGGAGGAUUGCUGGGAGCCAGAGCGAAAGUGUCGCAGGCAGGUGUGUCCGUGAGAGAUGGCUGUGGGUGCUGUGGGGAACGGCUGGGAUAGGGAGCAGGGCUGGGAGACCUGGAGGAUGGCCCAGUGAUUCCUCCACAGGCGGUUCUGGGGCCUCUGCCUCUGAAGACACAGCCAGGAACCAGGCAGGCCCUGUCCUCCUGGGGCUCAUGUUCUGCUUGGAGAAGCAGAUCAUAAGUUAAAAAAGAAAAGGAGCCCUAACCCGUCUGGCUCAG
Molecule: messenger RNA, 1921 nt
Organism: Myotis lucifugus (little brown bat)
Lineage: Eukaryota; Metazoa; Chordata; Mammalia; Chiroptera; Vespertilionidae
Gene: SLC38A7
Product: solute carrier family 38 member 7
Exons: 9
Coding region: 378-1319 (313 amino acids)
Biological process (GO): amino acid transmembrane transport
Molecular function (GO): L-leucine transmembrane transporter activity; L-alanine transmembrane transporter activity; L-asparagine transmembrane transporter activity
Source: RefSeq, a predicted model, not a curated record